Messenger RNA from Eriocheir sinensis (Chinese mitten crab), 2455 nucleotides. RefSeq names its product serine--tRNA ligase, mitochondrial-like (gene SerRS-m). The coding region runs from base 747 to 2114 and encodes 455 amino acids. The transcript has 7 exons. NCBI's taxonomy places the organism in Eukaryota, Metazoa, Arthropoda, Malacostraca, Decapoda, Varunidae. Gene Ontology annotation, biological process: mitochondrial seryl-tRNA aminoacylation. The record is from RefSeq and is a predicted model, not a curated record. Gene Ontology annotation, molecular function: tRNA binding; serine-tRNA ligase activity; ATP binding. Gene Ontology annotation, cellular component: mitochondrion.
GCUGUUCUUAAGAUUUACCGUCCUAUCCAUUGCUGAAAACCAUUGCUGUCAUCAAUUAGCCUACUCGUUUCUGAUUGUUAUUUUAAGAAAAUGCUGUGUGAUGGCAUGUGCGAUUGGUGGUGGGAGUUGGUUUUCAUGAAUUGGGUGUAAUUCAGAAAGGCUGAAAUACAGUAUUUCCCUAAAUCUGUAACCUAUAAGUAUUUGUAACCUGUUGGUAAUUAAGCCCAGCUUGUAGUGGAAAAAAGUUGCACAGUUGGCAUUUAAGUAGUCAGUUGGCAUUGAAAUAAUAAGUGUAAACAUGAUGCAUGUGAUUCAUGAAAGAUCUUAGCUUUAACUGUUACAUAAAUACAGUAAUACCUUGGUCAAUGAGCGCCUUACUUUAUGAGUGUUUUGAUUCACGAGCAAAAAAAUCACUAAAAAUGCUGUGGAUUACGAGUGGUGACUUAAUGUACAAGCAUCCUGUUUGUACAAGUAUAAGAUGUGAGCGUGGGUUCCUUUUGUUCGCCACAUGACGAUAGCACUCAGAGCGGAAAACAAUGGGAUGGGGUCUCAGUCUGCAUUGUACACCCACAGAGAUAGAACCCACGCGCUCGUGUCUGUUUACAUUUGUGGUCUAGUGUGCGAUCUUUGUAUUUUCAGCACUACAGUGUGCGCUUGUUUUGGUUUAGCCUAUGAGGUUUUUGGUGUGUGAGCAAAAUUGUGGAAUGAAUUAAGCUCGUAAACCAAGAUUAUGGUGUUGAGACAAAAUGAGGACAGCUGUCAUGAGGUGUGCUAAGGUCCAGCAAAGUCUCCUGAAGGUUCUAUCACAACAAACAUAUUCGUGCCUGAGAACAUUAUGUACAAGUGUUGGAAACCUGAACAAAAAGCUCCUGAAACCUAAACUCAACUAUGAGUACCUGUGUAACCCUGAGAACACACAUUACAUCGAGAAUCUUGUGAGGCACAGGAAAAACAUCGGCUGCAUACAUAAAGUUCUUGACCUGAAUAAUAAACUCAGGUUGGCACAUGAGAACUCUGAGGAAUAUCAAAAGCUGGAGCAAGAACUGGAGGAGGAGGCACUAAAGAUCCCUAAUGAUGCCAGUCCACACCUUUGGGAGUAUGGAGAGGAGCCUAAAGUUCUUGAGUAUGUUAACCCCAAGCCAGAGUUCUCGUUCCCCCCUCAAGAGUUCAGUCAGCUGGCCCACCGGCUGGACAUCCUCAGAACGGAGAACCUGGGGAACAUAACAGGAACGCGGAGCUACUUUUUCAAGGGAGCGCUGGCUGAUUUGGAGCAUGCCCUAAUUAGGUACACUGUGUCACGCCUGCUGAGGGAAGGCUUUACUUUGAUGUCUGUCCCUGAUCUGCUCUACUCGGACAUCAUCGAGGGCUGUGGCAUGAACACCAAGGGAGAACACUCACAGGUCUACCACAUCGUGGGUCCCAAUGAGGGUGUGUGUCUGGCAGGGACGGCUGAGAUGUCGCUUGGCGGCUACCUGCGGGGAAGGCAGCUCGAGGCUAAGGAGCUGCCCCUGAGACUGGCGGCCGUGUCCAGGUGCUACCGGGCUGAGGGCUCAGGCCACACUGAGGAGAGGGGGAUAUUCAGGGUCCAUGCAUUCACUAAGGUGGAGAUGUUUGGGGUGACGGCGGCAGACGCUGGCGAGGAGAGUCAUGAACUCUACUCAGAGAUGGUGUGUCUGCAGAAGGAACUGUACUCCAAGCUGGGACUCCAUUUUCAGGUGUUGGACAUGCCCCUCCACGACCUCGGUGCCCCGGCCUACACCAAGACAGACAUGGAGGCGUGGAUGCCCGGCCGGAAGAUGUACGGAGAGAUCUCGUCUGCCUCAAACUGCACCGACUUCCAGGCGGCUCGGCUCAACAUAACCUACAAGGACACGGCUGGCAGGGAGAGGUUGGCACACACAGUCAAUGGCACGGCCUGUGCAGUGCCGCGGCUCAUCAUCGCCCUCUGUGAGACCUUCCAGGAGGCGGAGGGCACCAUUUCCCUGCCACCAGCCCUCCACGCUUACCUCUCUGGCCCCCCCAAGAUCACCCCUCCCGCCAAUCCUGUCCGCACCACCUGGCUUAGGAACAAGGCCUUUCAGGGGCCCAUUGUGCCAGCAGGAGCAGGCUCUUGAUGGUACUGUGCUUUAGCUGCUCUAAGGCAUGGAUGUUGUGCUGUGUGCGAUUAUGGAAAGGACAGUUUUUGUUGGGUACCUGCCUUCAUGAGGAGGCUUGUGAACCAGAGUGUGUCACAUUCCUUAACAAAUGUUGUGUGACAGCAGCAUGAGAGUCAGUCCUCAUCAUUAUCUGCUGCAGCAUCCCUUUAUAAAUUAAAGCAAUAAAGUAUGAACUUGCUUUGCUUGCUUGCUCAAGAAAUUAAAAAAGAAUGGAGAAAUAUGUAAAUGUAAAUAUAACAAAACAAUUGUGACAAAUGUAAAUAAAGUUAUUCAAUGAACCAAAUUUCCUUUAGAUAUCU